CUCCUGGAGCCUUUUUCAUUUUUAUUUCUAACCCCCUCUCCAUUCUCCCUGCUGCCUCUGCUCCUUCCCCCGAUGGCUACGAACUGAGCAGCAGAAGAGGGGGGGGGGCACAGGAAGGGGGGGAAAAAAAAAGGCAAGAAAAAGGAAAAGGAAGAAGGGGAGAAAAGGAAUUUUUUUUUUUUUUUUUUUUCUGCCUCUGCCCUUAAUGCCCGCGAUCUGGAUCAAGGAAGGGGAUUUUCUGUCUGAGCAUGAAAAGGACUGCUAGAGCCCCAGGAUUUUCACGCCUGCAGCAUCAGCCCCGCACCCAGUAUGCGAGCUGGACAGAGAAGCUCUCCCACAAGUUCCUACCGAGCCGAAUAAAACCCACGGGCGACCCGAUCUCCGCCAGAGAGGGACAUUAAGCAUCAGGACUCCACAGAAUGGAGCAAGAAUGAGAGGAAAAAGGCAGACAGAAAAGCAUGAACUGGAGGCUUGUUGAGUUCCUCUACCUCCUGUUUAUAUGGGACCAUAUACUCGUACAGCCCUCCCACCAGGACCCAGCUGCUACCAACCAACAUGUCUCCAAGGAGUUUGAUUGGCUUAUUUCAGACAGGGGGCCUUUCCACCACUCACGGAGCUACUUAUCCUUUGUGGAAAGACAUCGUCAAGGAUUUACAACCAGAUAUAAAAUAUACAGGGAGUUUGCCCGUUGGAAGGUGAGGAACACAGCCAUCGAGAGGAGGGACCUGCUCCACAACCCACUGCCCCUCAUGCCUGAGUUCCAGAGGAGCAUCCGCCUCCUGGGCAGGAGACCCACCACGCAGCAGUUCAUCGAUACCAUCAUCAAAAAGUACGGCACCCACAUCCUCAUCUCUGCCACCCUGGGAGGAGAGGAGGCCUUGACCAUGUACAUGGACAAAAGCCGCCUCGACAGGAAGUCAGGGAAUGCCACGCAGAGCGUUGAAGCCUUGCACCAGCUCGCCUCCUCCUACUUUGUGGACCGUGAUGGCACCAUGAGGAGACUCCAUGAGAUCCAGAUCUCUACCGGAGCAAUCAAGGUAACAGAAACUCGGACCGGCCCCCUGGGCUGUAACAGCUACGACAAUCUGGACUCUGUGAGUUCUGUCCUUCUGCAAAGCACUGAGAGCAAACUCCACCUGCAAGGUCUCCAGAUCAUCUUCCCUCAGUAUUUACAAGAGAAGUUUGUCCAGUCUGCCUUGAGUUACAUCAUGUGCAACGGGGAGGGCGAGUACAUCUGCCGGGACAGCCAGUGCGGCUGCCAGUGCUCUGAGGAGUUCCCCCAGUGCAACUGCCCCAUCACCGACAUCCAGAUCAUGGAGUACACCCUGGCAAACAUGGCCAAGACCUGGACAGAAGCCUAUAAAGAUCUGGAGAAUUCAGAUGAGUUUAAAUCCUUCAUGAAAAGGCUACCUAGCAACCACUUCCUGACCAUUGGGAGCAUCCACCAGCACUGGGGGAACGACUGGGACCUGCAGAACCGCUACAAGCUGCUGCAGAGCUCCCUGGAAGCCCAACGCCAGAAGAUCCAGCGCACUGCCCGCAAACUCUUUGGCCUCAGUGUCCGGUGUCGGCACAACCCAAACCACCAGCUGCCUAGGGAAAGGACGAUACAGGAGUGGCUCACCCGGGUCCAGUCCCUGCUCUACUGCAACGAGAACGGGUUCUGGGGAACCUUCCUGGAAAGCCAGCGGAGCUGCGUUUGCCACGGUGGCACCAGCCUGUGCCAGCGCCCCAUCCCCUGCAUCAUUGGGGGCAACAACAGCUGUGCCAUGUGCAGCCUCGCCAACAUCUCCCUCUGUGGCUCGUGUAACAAGGGCUAUAAGCUUUACCGGGGUCGCUGCGAGCCUCAGAACGUGGACUCGGAGCGCAGCGAGCAGUUCAUCAGCUUCGAGACAGACCUGGACUUCCAGGACCUGGAGCUGAAGUACCUGCUGCAGAAGAUGGACUCCCGCCUGUACGUGCACACCACCUUCAUCAGCAACGAGAUCCGCCUGGACACCUUCUUCGACCCCAGGUGGCGCAAGCGCAUGUCCCUCACCCUGAAGAGCAACAAGAACCGGAUGGACUUCAUCCACAUGGUGAUCGGGAUCUCCAUGCGCAUCUGCCAGAUGCGCAACAGCAGCCUGGACCCCAUGUUCUUCGUCUACGUCAACCCCUUCAGCGGGAGCCACUCGGAGGGCUGGAACAUGCCCUUCGGGGAGUACGGCUACCCCCGCUGGGAGAAAAUCCGCCUCCAAAACAGCCAGUGCUACAACUGGACCCUGCUGCUGGGCAACCGGUGGAAAACCUUUUUUGAGACCGUGCACAUCUACCUGCGCAGCCGGACUCGGCUGCCCUCCCUGCUGCGGAACGAGACUGGCCAAGGGCCCGUGGACCUCUCUGACCCCACCAAGCGCCAGUUCUACAUCAAGAUCUCGGACGUGCAGGUCUAUGGCUACAGCCUGCGCUUCAACGCCGACCUGCUGCGCAGCGCGGUGCAGCAGGUCAACCAGUCCUACACGCAGGGCGGGCAGUUCUACUCCUCCUCCUCCGUCAUGCUCUUGCUGCUGGAUAUUCGGGACCGAAUCAACAGACUGGCGCCUCCCGUGGCCCCAGGGAAGCCCCAGCUGGAUCUGUUCUCUUGUAUGCUCAAGCACCGCCUGAAGCUCACCAACAGCGAGAUCAUCCGCGUGAACCACGCCCUGGACCUGUACAACACCGAGAUCCUCAAACAGUCGGACCAGAUGACGGCCAAACUCUGCUAACCCGGACUUAAUCCAUGUUGGACACAUGUUGGUGAAUCGAUCCUUUUGCUGUAUAAAAAAAUUAAAAAAAAAAAAAUAAAAGAGCAAAAAGAGAAAAAAGAGGAAAAAAAAACACCUAAAAAAGCAAGAACGAGAGGCGGGGGGAAAGUAUAAAGAGAAGGGGGGAAAAACGAGGUUUGUAAAAUGUAAUUAAUAUACAAAAGAGGAAAAAAAAAAGAGGAAAUUCUUCAUUUGUUGAAAACUAAACCCGUUCUAGCAGCUGUAUAAAAUUGUCAGGCAUGUUUGUUAUUUCUAUAAUCCGUCAUAAAAGGGUAACACCUUACUCUCUCUUGACCUUGGGGGUGUUGCUUGCUAGUCCUCAGGGGCAGCAGAGUAAAUAAAGGGAGCAGCAGAGAGAGGGGCAAACUUCUGUAAUGAACUGUAAAGUUUUCUGCUAUGCAGGUGCCAAGACAAAGAGACAUAUAGAAAAAAAAAAAACAACAGAACAAAAACAAAAUCAAAGCAAACAAACAAACAAGA
Messenger RNA from Corapipo altera (White-ruffed manakin), 3263 nucleotides. RefSeq names its product BMP/retinoic acid inducible neural specific 1 (gene BRINP1). NCBI's taxonomy places the organism in Eukaryota, Metazoa, Chordata, Aves, Passeriformes, Pipridae. The transcript is spliced from 8 exons. The record is from RefSeq and is a predicted model, not a curated record. Gene Ontology annotation, biological process: negative regulation of mitotic cell cycle; positive regulation of neuron differentiation. Bases 459 to 2744 code for a protein of 761 amino acids.